AUGUCCACGCAGGAAACAUCGACUUCCACGCCCGCUCGACCCAACCUUGCCCUCUACAAGCCUGUGCUGGCAUCUUCUUUCCGUUCGGCUACGGAGUAUGCCGCUCAAGCCGUGGAUGGUAACUUGCAGUCGCAGUGGGCCUCUGCGCCACAGAGUCUGCAAUGGCUGUGGGUGGAUUUGCUUGGCGUCUACGAAGUCGCAGCUGUCGCCAUUUCUUGGGGUGAAGAGUCAGAAGCUGUGCUUCAAGCCAGUCUCAAUGGCCUGGAAUGGAAAGACGUCUCAGAUGUCGCAACUGGCUCAGACUCAACAGAUUUCAACCCGCCCAUUGAGGCGCAGUGGUUGCGGGUAGUGUGUCAAGAAAGCUGCAGCGUCCGCGAGCUUGUCGUUUUUGGUGACAGGCCACGGCUGAACCUUGCUCUUUGGCGGCCCACGCUGGCCUCCUCCCAUGCAGGCUUUGAGCAUGUCUCGCGCAUAGUGGAUGGUUUGGAGGAGACUCAGUGGAUCUCUGGGUCAGAAUCCCAGCCCUGGGCCUGGGUGGAUCUUCUUGGGCUCUACACGAUCUCAGAGAUUGAGGUGCUUUGGGGAGUAGCAUAUGCAGCACACUAUGAGUUACAGACGAGCCGUUCCGGCGUCGACUGGGCCACCGCUGCCACAGAGGCCGGCGCAGAGGGCAGCCGGGUGCGCACCAAGCUUCCAGCCGGCACACAAGCACAAUGGGUGCGCGUCCUGUGCGUCUCCUUGGCCGGCUUUCAGUGCGGCAUUCAAGAGCUGCAGGUUUUUGAAGCAGUAAAACCGGUCCCGGGCUCCCCCUCCUCCGAGAAUCUCGCUCAGGGCAAACCUGUCUUGGCUUCGUCCGAGCUGUUGCCGCAUGUUGCUACCAAAGCCGUGGAUGGACUCAGUGACACGUACUGGGCCUCUGCUGCUUCAGGCAACCAGUGGAUCCGCCUGGACCUUUUGGGCCACUACGUCCUCAGCCAUGCUGUGCUGCUUUGGGGCCCAAGUUCAAGUGCUUGGCCAGUCAGCUAUGAUCUUGAGAUCAGUUUCAAUGGGUUGACAUGGGAAGCCCUCGUGGCAGACAUCCUCCCGGAGGCUCAAGUACAAACAGUGCUCCCGGCAGUGACCACGCAAUGGCUGCGGGUCUACUGCAGGAGUGAACACGGCUGUGGCAUGCAGGAGCUGCAGGUCUACGGGACGCCGGCCCUUCGGCGGCUUGCCUUGCGGCACAUCUCAGUCACGUCUCAACCCAAGAAGGGUGCCUUCUUGGUGAGGCUGGCGCUUGGGCUGGCGCUUGUGCUGGCAGUCCUCACGAUGUCCGGGUGUGUCUGGUGCCUUCAGGGCAAGGAGAGCAAGAUCCAGCUACGCCAGCAGAGACUAGAUGCUCAG
Symbiodinium necroappetens is the source of this 1383-nucleotide messenger RNA. Lineage: Eukaryota; Dinophyceae; Suessiales; Symbiodiniaceae. The record is from the annotation of a GenBank genome assembly.